Messenger RNA from Oncorhynchus gorbuscha (pink salmon), 6137 nucleotides. RefSeq names its product protein dispatched homolog 3-like. The transcript has 28 exons. NCBI's taxonomy places the organism in Eukaryota, Metazoa, Chordata, Actinopteri, Salmoniformes, Salmonidae. Gene Ontology annotation, cellular component: membrane. Bases 1472 to 5665 code for a protein of 1397 amino acids. The record is from RefSeq and is a predicted model, not a curated record.
GGUCCACGAGGAGCUACAGAGGAUCAUACAGCACUGCUCCUCCUACAGCACACCGGAGCUCCUUUGGUUUCCCAAGCUGCAUGACUCCAUUGUGGAGGUGGUGACUAGUUUACUAAUGACAUGGGCUGGCAGGAUGGAGAGUAGUACUGGAAGAAUGAGAAAAUGGCAGAGGAGAAUGCACAAGUGGCAGGUUUCAGCAGCCCUGUGAAGGGCCAGGCCAUCAACCUCCUGGACACAGCGGUGCUGGCGUCCCGCAAGCUGAGUACCCGGGAGCAGAGAGACUGAGGUCAUCCAACGCCUCAUCAACUGCUACUUCCUCAUCGUCCGCAAGAGCAUUCAGAACCGUUCAGAGACCAGGGCACCUAGGGGUGUUAUUUAUAUAUUCAGUUAGUGGUGAGUUGAGUUGAGCCUUGCCUGUCCUGGUGUGUUAGCUAACUGUGUGUCUUAGGACUUGUGUGUCUGCAGUGUGCCCAAGACAGUGAUGCACUUCCUGGUGAACUUUGUGAAGUAGCAUCUGCAGAGUGAGCUGGUGGGCCAGCUGUACAAACAUAACCUGCUGCAGGAGCUGCUCAUCGAGUCCCAGGAUACAGCACAACAGAGGACAGAGGUGGCUGGAGCUCUCCAAAAAGACAGCAACAACAUAAUCUCAGAUAUUCGGGAGACACCUGUGGUAGCCCAAUGCAACUGACCUUUCCCCACUGAUCACAUGUCUUUGAGAGUCUAGGAUGUCCUCAAUAAUUGCUAAGAUCUGCAGAGUCGUCCAAUGCAUCCCCAUUCAGUCCUCCAGAUGGCUGCUAUGACUCACAGCAGUCUGGUAUCUGUCGUCAUUUCCCUCUGUUCCUACUAAGCAGAGCCCCGGCCAGACUAUACCAACCAAUUCCUCCCGAAGCCAAGGGGGAAUCUGCUGCAGUCUGUUGGCAAAACCUUCACGUUAGACACGUGUUUCCUACCAAAUAGAGCUGGAAUCAGAGACAGCCCUCUUUUUGUAUUACCUGUUAGGCUGUGAUGAGAUGUAUCCCAUCACAUGUAGUGUCCUUGAUGCCCAGGGCUGUGCAAACCCUCCCCUCGGUAUGCCAGUCAGGAGAGAAGCCUGAACAAAGCCAUGAGAGAAGAGCUGCUGGGAGAGUGAAAGAACUGAUACUCUCACUGACUGUCGCCUGGACAACCAGGCACAGGAGGGAGGGAAGAGUGAGAGAAAGGGAGAAAACAACCAAACAUAAUUGUCAUGGUGGCCAAGACACAUUGAGUCUUGUAUCAGAGAGGCUGCACAAAGGUGCAGGCGCUCUCCCUAGUGGAGCUAGAACACUGAACAUUAAACAGAGAUCAACAGAGCGAAUCAAGUGAACAUCUGGAGAACAAGUUUGAAAUGAAAUUGUUCAGCACAGGUUUGCAUCCUCGAAGGACUCCAUAGGGCUGCACACCCCGUCAGUUCAUACCUCUACUCAUCAAGCUCAGACUGAUCCUGCGUCUAAUGAAUUUGUCCUCUGCAGACCCAGAUGUUCUCCCAGUGCAGACAGAUGUUGAACUGCUCUGUUCUCUCAGUGAGGGUGUCCAUCUCUGCUCUGAACAAUGGCAUGGCACAGGGUGGACUCAUUGUCAUGGUGCUCCAGCCAUGGACUUGGAAGACGAGACGUUGUUAUUCCAGAGCAGCUGGGAUGCUGAGAAAGAAGAGGAGGAGAAGGAGGAGGGUGGGGAGUCAGAUACACAGAUUAAUGGGAGAACCGGCACCACUGGAGGCAAUGGCGUGUGGGGAGCAGUGGGCUGGGUCUACACACAGCCCUGGGUGAGUGGUGUUGUUCUGGGAGUUGGAGUUUUUCUCCCCUGUGCCCUCUCUGCCUACAUGUUCCUAUACUGCCCCCCAUUGGACAUAGACCUUUCCUACAGUGCCUUUGAGGUUCACAGCCACUUCUCCGCUGAGCGGUUUGAUGCACUCACCAUUGCCAUAAAGACUCAGUUGGGGUCCUGGGACAGACGCAGGCGUGACGUGGACCCCUAUGACUCCACCACUCUACAGGAGCUGCUGUUGGACAUGCUGGGUAGGCAGGGAGAUGGAACAUCCAACAGGACAUCACAUGGAGGGCUGACCUCAACAUCUCUGGAAAAAAACUUGUUCAAAAGAGUAGUUAUGGAACAGAGAGGAGAUGCCCUGGGUCAGCGAGAGACUGAGAGGCAUGGAGAGGCUAGGGGUGGUAAACUAGAGGUAAGAGAGGAGGAUAAAAAUACAACUAAUUUAGGAAAAUUUGAGAGUCGUGAGUCCAUAGAAGGAGAGGGCGACAGGGACAGUGAGAGAUCUCAGACUAGGAUGCGCAGGUUUGCCCCCAACUACUCAUACCUGCAGAGCCAGGCCCUGUGGAGGAUGGAGCUGGUGUUUGUAGCUCAGGGUGGGGUGGACAACAACAUCUUCACCCCAGAGCGUCUCCGCACCAUCCACCACAUAGAGCGCCUGCUCAUGCAGCAUCCCCAGUUCCAACAGUUCUGUUGGAAGCCUCUGGAGGUCCUGAGAGACCUGCCCCUGGGCCCUUCCUACUGCUCCCCUCCAAGCUCCCUCCUCUCCUACCUCUUCCCCAGUGAACGGGGAGGCAGGAUCUACUACGAUGGCAUGGGACCCAACCUGGCUGACAUCCAUGGUGCUCUGAGUCUAGCGAUCACCCACCCAGAGUUCUACUGGUAUGUGGAUGAGAGUCUGGCCCCUGACCGGCUCUCCUCCUCUCUCCUGCGCAGUGAGAUCCAAUUUGGAGCUCCACUGCCAUCUUACUGCUCCCUCCAGGACCGGCCUGAGGAGCAGAGAAGCCGCUUCAGGAACUUUGUGGUUCAGUACGCUGACAUCCUGGCUCAGCAAUCCACCAGCCAGGUGAAGGUGUUGUAUGGGGGCACAGAGCUGUUUGAUAACGAGGUGAGACGGACCUUCCACAGAGACAUGUUGCUGGCGCUGAUCAGUGGAGGCUGCAUCACUCUGCUGGUCUAUUUCCUCACCUCCUUCUCAAUGUUCCUGACAUUCUUUGGGCUCACUAGCAUUGGUCUGAGCUGCCUGGUCGCUCUUUUUCUCUACCAUGUGGUCUUUGGGGUGAGAUACCUUGGCAUCCUCAAUGGGGUUGCAGCCUUUGUGAUCAUUGGCAUUGGUGUGGAUGAUGUGUUUGUGUUCAUGAGUACCUUCAGACAGGCUUCCCACUUAGUCCAUCCAGUCCAGAGGAUGGUGUACACGGUGAAAACAGCUGGCCGGGCAACCUUCCUCACCUCCUUCACCACUGCAGCCGCAUAUGCUGCCAACACCUUCUCACAGAUUCCGGCCGUGCAUGACUUCGGCCUAUUCAUGGCCCUCAUCGUCAGCUGCUGCUGGCUUUGGGUGUCCAUCCUCAUGCCCGCUGCCCUGUGUAUCUGGACCCAGUGUAUUGACCCCCAGGGGAAUUCCUGUCUCAAAUGGUGGAAGGCACUUGCAGGACUGCCAGUGAGCCACAGUCCUUUGUCAGAUGAGGAUGAUGACGUGACCCUACUGUCAGUGGAGAUGGAGCCAGGCUCCUGUGACACAGAUGUAGAUGCAGCCAUUCUGUCCCUGUCAGUGGAGACUUCUCUCUCACCACCAGAGCAGGGAACUUCAGGCAUGGUCAGCAUUUACCUUCAGUGGGCUCUGAGGCACUGGGUGGCAGAGCCAGCCGUGGAGAACCGUAAAGUCAUUCUAGGAAUCUACUUCCUGGUCCUGCUGCUGUCUGCUGGGUGCUGCUGCCUCCUGCGGCCGGCCACUCAUGCCCCGUUACUGUUUCGUCCAGACACCAACCUCCAGACUCUACUGGGACUGAGGAACAACCUCAGUGCCCAGGGCAUAUCCUGCCACAUGUGCUCUGGUCUGUUCAUGGAGAAACCUCAUCUUCUGCACAGCCCUACCCAUACCACCCCCUCCGUGGCUUGGUUUCACCCCCAUCAACAUACCAAAAACAAUUCAAACUCAACUCUACGGAGCCCAAUCACACCAAGCACUUCCUCAAUCACAACAGGGCCUCUGCUGACCGUGUAUGUCUCUAAGCUGGAUGUAGGCGCUUCUAUCACUCUGUACCGCUUCUCUCUGAAUACUAGCAUGCCCUCGCCUUGGAAAAGCCUCAGUCCUAGGAAUGGAGAAGUUCCAUCCUUUCAGGCUUACAUUGAACCUCACAGCAACUUCAGCACCCACAUGACUGUGUGUGUGUCCCACCCCAGCCCUCGCUGGAUGAUCACUUCCCAGUCAUGUGACCCACGCCACGGCUGGAGGUCAGAGUUCAGCUUCUAUGUGGCAUCGGCUGAACAGCAGCACAGCAGGAGGCUGUAUUUUGCCCAGCACAAGCUUAGCCCUCAUCCAAGCCGAGUGUGUGCAGAACCACCUGGUUGUGUGAUCAGCUCCGGCCCUGACGGGCCCACACGGGGCUACUUCUACACACCGCUCCCCACAGAUUCCACCUCAACGAAAAGGUCCAGGACCUCCGGUUUUAACCCCUGUAGUGGAGGUGGCUGUGGCCAGCCAGCAGUCCGUCCUCUGGUUGACACUGGUGCCAUGGUGUUUGUGGUUUUUGGAAUACUGGGAGUCAACCGCACCCAACGCACAGACAACCACGUCAUUGGGGACAUGGGCAGUGUGAUAUUGGAUCCAAACUUUGAUAUCUUCCAAGAGAUUGGUCAUCUCUGCCAAAUCUGUAAAGUCAUCAGUGCUAAUAAACAGCUUGUGAAGCCGGGAGGAGCCCAAUGUCUACCCUCCGGCAACAAGCUUUCUUCUAUCCUGCCCUUACUCCACCCAGACUGCCACUCACUCCCGGAGCCCAACCUGUUGCCAGGCCAGCUGUCCCAUGGGGCCGUGGGAACACACGGUGGCAGAGUGCGCUGGCUCUCCAUGGCCUUUGAGUCUACUACCUACAAGGGGAAAUCCUCUUUCCAGACUCGCUCAGACUUCCUCCAAUGGGAGACCUUCCUACAAGAGCAGCUCUCAGCUCUCCCAGAGUCCUCUGCUCUACGGAGAGGCUUCCAGACCUGUGAGCACUGGAAGCAGAUCUUUAUGGAAAUCAUAGGUGUGGAGAGCGCCCUCUGCAGUCUGCUCCUGUCCCUGGCCAUCUGUGUGGCAGCUGUGUCUGUUUUCACUGCCCAUACGCUUCUGCUGCUGCCAAUACUGCUCACCAUUAUGGGGGUCAUCUGUCUGGUGGUGGCCAUCAUGUACUGGCUGGGCUGGGAGUUGGGGGCCAUGGAGGCCAUCUCUCUGUCCAUCCUAGUGGGCUCCUCAGUGGACUACUGCCUGCACCUGGUGGAGGGCUACCUGCUGGCUGGGGAGACCUUACCAGCCACACCAGAACACACUAUGGAUCUGUCAGCUAAAAGGCAGAGACGGACCCUAGACGCAGUGAACCACGUAGGAGUUGCCAUAGUGUCCAGUGCUGUCACCACGGUCAUUUCAACCAUCCCUCUCUUCUUCUGUGUCAUCGUGCCUUUUGCUAAAUUUGGUCAGAUCGUGGCCAUAAACACAGUAGUAUCCAUCUUGUUCACCCUGACUGUGACAGCAGCCAUGUUAGCCACCAUGGGCCCUGCCAACUUCCACAGGCCUCCCGGUGCAGUGCUGAAGGCCAGCCUGGCGGUACUGGGUACCACAGCCUUUGGCGUUGCCCUGUGCUGGGCAACUAGGACCAGUCCCUGGCACACAGUAGUCACCAUGUGAACACAAACUCAACCACUACUGUUACAUCUGUAAGCAAAACUAAGAGGCUUGGUAUAAACCUCAGUUUAUCAUUGUUCUAUACAUGCAGCUGUAAGGUUUCAGAUACGUAAAAGCAUCUUGUUGAAGUAGACCAUUCUUGAUGUGGAUAUAGUUGAAUCAUUUUUUACCAAAAGAACAGAAUGUGGUCUCUUGAGAAUAAAUAGUCUGCAGAAUAGGUUUUGGUUUCUGUGGAUGCAGCCUACUGCCCACAGAAGGAGAUUACACAGUGUUGAUUUAAAUACUGGUUGGAUCCACGUUGUUCUAUUGUCCAUGUUACUCUGUUCCUGAGAAUAUUUAUUUUUUUAGAAAAUUUCUAGCUUCUCUGACCUGCUAUUAGCACUAACCUCAUCUCUGAUGGUUGGAAACCACACUUUGAGGUCCAAGAAGACAUGUGUUGAAUCAUGAUAAAAAUAUGAAUCAUUGUCAUGCCUUA